Messenger RNA from Trametes versicolor FP-101664 SS1, 1692 nucleotides. RefSeq lists its product as uncharacterized. Bases 1 to 1692 code for a protein of 563 amino acids. The transcript has 5 exons. The record is from RefSeq and is a predicted model, not a curated record. NCBI's taxonomy places the organism in Eukaryota, Fungi, Basidiomycota, Agaricomycetes, Polyporales, Polyporaceae.
AUGGCUACUUACUGCAUGGUUAUAAUCAGGAGAAGACGCGCCGGGUCGCGGGGAGACACCGGGGUCGCGGGCCAUGAUCCGCAGUCCACCUCAGAGGCUCAUUCUGCCUUCCCCUCCACCCUCGCACUCACCCACACCCCGUAUUUCACAACCCCACUUACAUCUCCAUAUCACAAUAUGUCGUUCAACGGAUACUACUACAACCUCCACUCCACGCUGGACGCCUCCUCCAUGGAUUCCCAGUCUCCCGCUGCGUCCGACGACGAGCUCCCCUUCCUCUGGCAGCCUAGCUCCCCGAUGACUGCGUCGACAGACGAGUUUAAGUCGUCUGAGACGUGCUUUGACGACCUCUUGGAGUACGACGACCCUUUUGCGGAUUUCCCCCCUUCUUAUUUAGCGUUCAUCGACGUUCCCAUCCCUCCCCAGUCCACAAGUACGCGGUCCGGGUUCUCAGGCUUCGCCGGCAGCGACGAGGGGAAACGAAUGAAGGUCGUGGAUUUCCUGGGGGUGGGCCACUCGGGACCCUCGUUGGACGACUUGCUCCCAAACUACGAUUUCUCCCCCAAGUCUCCUACGAUUCGUGAAGCGAAGUGCUCUGGCCACCCACCAGGUACUCCUACGCGGCACGGAAAAGAGAACAUUGAGGCGCCUCAGACACCUGAUUCCAUAGCUUCCCACUCCGGCGAAGGGAAACCUGGCAGCCCUGGUCGCAACCUCCGGGUGGAGCGUUCGGGCACGCCCUCUCCUGCGCAUCGAUGCAGCGCGAUGCUGCAAACCUUUGUGGAGAGCUCAUCGCCUUCAGAGUCACGUUCCGCUCCCGACCCAUCAGGCUCUCCGAGGUCUGCUCGCCUGUCCCAGUUGAUAAGCGAGUCCUUGGAGCCACUCUCUGCUGUCCCAGAGUACUCCGCGGAGGCUUCCGAAUCAUAUCAUGCGGCGUCGUCCAGUGCCGCUGCUAUGGAGUUCGCCCCCUCGCCCCCCGGGUUGGUCAUUCCCGACAACUUCACCGACACCAACGUGAUGGCGGCCGUCAUUGACUCGGAGCCUACAUUGCGGAGGAGCAGUCGCAAGCGGACUGCGACGCCAACGUACGCCGACGUCGCCCCUUUGCCCGCGAAAAAGCAGAAGAUUGUCAAAGGCGCUGUGUCUAAGCGUCAGCGGAAGACUUCCAAAGGCACCAAGGUCCAGGCUAUGAACCAUGGCAGAUCCCACAAGGCAGCGUUCGCGGGGCCGUCUCGUCGGGCCUCGACUGCAGUCGCAGCACCAGCGAUUCCAGAUGAACCUGAAGCAGAGAUUGCACUCGGGGAAGUGGAGGACGCCGCCGAGACGCACACUCAGAGGCCCCGUCGAACCUGCGAGGAGGUCAAGGAAGACAUGCUUCUCAAUCUGCGAAAUCACGCGUGCCCAGUCGUCGAUUGCCAACUCGAGUUGAAUCCUUACCAGCACAAGGACAACCGCACGCAUCUCGCCAAACACUUCAGCAGCGCUCAAUUGGAGAGCGAUGCGGGCCUGGCGUGCCCCUUCCCGGGAUGCACAACGACCCCUGUGGGAAAGAAGCUGCUCGGCCAUGUCGAGGCCGAGCACCUCACGCUGCCAUACCUGUGCCCUGUACGGUGUGGCUGGAGGAGUUCUCGCUCGGGCUACCAGGGGCAGCAUAUGCGCAAAUGGCAUAAGGUUCAGGAUUGGAAGCGAUGA